AUGGUCCACGUCGAAGAAUCGCUACAGCUUCCACGAGACUUCGAGGGUGAGUUGAUCGCAUCAAGAGUCUCCAUGUCUUUACUCACCAGUCACACAGGGUUCGGAGAGUAUGGUCACGAUGCACAAUGGCCGAACGGCGCCCGUAUUGCCGUGUCUUUCGUACUAAAUUACGAAGAGGGUGGUGAGCGAAAUCCAAUGGAUGGCGAUGGAACUUCUGAGCCAUAUUUAUGGGAGAAGGGCCCAUCCGGCGGUGGUAGAGAACAAAGACACCUAAACGGAGAACAAGACUAUGAGUAUGGCAGUAGAUGUGGUGCCUGGCGUAUUUUAAGGCUCAUGAAGGAGUUCAAUUGGAAUAUGACCUUAUGGGCGAUUGCUGUUGCAAUGGAGAGGAAUCCCUCAUUCGCCAAAGCGUGCGUGCGAGACGGCCACGAGAUCGGCGCACACGGAUAUCGCUGGCUCGAUAUUUGGGACUACCCUCUCGAGGAAGACAAGGCGUAUAUCAAGAAGACUUGCGAAGCUCUAGAAGCGGCAACAGGCGAGUUUCCAGUUGGAGCCUACUUUGGUAGAGGUACGCCAAACACUGCGAGUCUGCUUCCAAUCAUGUGGAAAGAAAUGGGCAAGAAGCUGCUAUACACUUCCGAGGUGUACAAUGAGGACUCGCCGUACUGGAUCGACCUUCCCUGGGAGAAAGAACUUCCCAACGAAGAGAAGGAAGGCUUGCUGAUGUUGCCAUACAACUACGAUUGCAAUGACGGCAAAUUUCACAUGCUGCCAGGCUUCGUAAGUUCAGCAGGCGCAACGUAUGAGCAAUACCUGAAAGACACUUUCGAUUGCCUAUACAGAGAAGGCGGGAAGAUGAUGACAAUUCCUCUCCAUUCAAGAAUCGCGGGAAAGCCUGGUAGAUCGGAGAGUCUGAGGAACUUCAUGAAGUACAUAUCAGAGAAAGAAGGGGUCUGGGUGGCGAGCCGGAGAGACAUUGCGAAGCACUACCGCAAGAAGUUUCCAUACGUUCCGGGCUCGAUAAUGGGGGGCAAAUAAUCAGCAUUAGCAGCCGUUGACA
Messenger RNA from Parastagonospora nodorum SN15, 1060 nucleotides. RefSeq lists its product as hypothetical. The record is from RefSeq and is a predicted model, not a curated record. The transcript is spliced from 2 exons. Gene Ontology annotation, biological process: carbohydrate metabolic process. Gene Ontology annotation, molecular function: hydrolase activity, acting on carbon-nitrogen (but not peptide) bonds. Lineage: Eukaryota; Fungi; Ascomycota; Dothideomycetes; Pleosporales; Phaeosphaeriaceae. The coding region runs from base 1 to 1038 and encodes 345 amino acids.